AGCACACCCAAGGGUGUUGAUGCAGCAUGCCCAUGGGUCUGGGCCCUGAGUUGUGGUGAAGAUUUCAGACCCUUUUCUUUUGUUUUCUGGUCCUUUUCUGUCCAAGUUUAUUGGAUAAUGAAGAGUUAAUAUUCACACUGUUAGUCAUCAGUCACUUAUCUGUGCCAGUUUGGGAAGAAGCUAACCUCUACCCUGGGCUCAGGAAGGUGAGGAAACUUGAGUCAUGCAUAGUGUUAAUGAAAAUGUUGCAAAAAUUUCCAUAGUCUCCCCAGCUUGGUCCUGCAACAGAUGAACAAGUGUGUGAGAAACUGCACCCUAAACUGCAGUGGUUUUGAUAUGGGACUACCCAGAGUGCUCUUUUGUCUCAGUAAAAGUUAUUUUUUAUUGUUAUUAUUACACAAAAACAGCUAUUGACUAACCAAACCUCAAGGAGAGGAACAAUGUACAAAGCAGUUUUUCCUGCAGUCGUCGCUGUGAGACACACAAUGAUCAGGCAUGUGCUAAGUUUCAUCUUGGUUUUCAGUUUUGUCUGCUAUAUCCAUGUGCUUGAAAUUGGAAUGUGGCCCUUACUAACUGUGAAGAAACAAAAAUCAAGGGUUUCAUUGCCAUAGAGACAGCAGGUACAAAGAGUUGCCAGAUCACGUAAUCUAGAAAAGAUACGGGAAGCGACUGGGCACUAUCUAUAAAGAAAAAAACUUGUCCCUUUGUCUGUAUUGCUGUCAUCAACAUUAAACCUUGUGUCAUGGCAAUUUUUUACUGAGAAGUUAUGAACAUGGUCCUUGGUCAUGUCUGAAAUGUACCUAGAGGUUACUAAAACCAGCAACAUUGUUCACUGCUGGGACCAAUAAAGCUAAAACUGGUGCCUACAGCGAGAGCAGGUUUGGAUGCUGCCCAAGGCGUGUUUAGCGUCCUCCUUAAGGCAUCUCACCUGAUGCCAAAAGGGGUGUCUCUGCCUUUCCCCCCUGCAGGCAGGUCCCUGUACCUUGCUCCUGACACCAUCCAGGCCUGUGGCAGUGGUGGGGGUCACUGUGCAGCUGCACCUCUGCCUGGCUGCAGCAGCGUGCAGGGAUGGGUGGCAGUGCAGCCUUCAACUGCAGAUCGCCUUUAGCGAAGGGCACAGUUCGUACCUCUGUAAAUCUUCAGCCUGUCUGGUUCGAUCUCAUGGGAAGGACUUCUUAAGAAUAUCUCCUUUCCCCUGUUUUUUUAGGGAAAGAAAAUGGUGACAGUCUUUGCUGUCACUGCUUUCCCAACAGCAAGUUCAUGGGAUCCCCGAUGGCAUUUGGGUUUUGACAUUAGCUGUCACUAGUAAAAGCGUGUCCAUAUGUUGUCAAAUACAUGUCUGUGUGUUAGAGCAGAAUCCACUGAAUUCAUGAAGUCCUGAGGCUGCAGCAGGGGUAGUCGUUUACCCCUGGAAUGAGGGAACAUAUCAGAUGAAGGGGGUGACCAGACUUAACAAAAUAUGAGUUUAUCCUAGUCAUUUGGAUGAAUAACCAUUGAGUUGAUUAGUAGGUUUCUAUAUGCAUGCUGAUUAAGUUCUUCAUUAAGACUUAGGUCAAAGGGUCAGGGGCAUGGAAAAUUAAAGCCAAGACUGUCUUAUGCCUUGAGUAGGUAUUCAUGGCCAAAACAGCUGAAUGGUCAAAACAACUGAAGUCCUGGAUAGCAUGACCCCUUGAGACAGGGAAGGAGACAAAUUUAAAAGCCCCAAAGAACUAGUUUUGCAAAAUGUGUAAUGGCCUGUUAGAAAAGUGAGGACUUCACUUUGGCUCCAAUACACUAAAAGAAAAAAAAUUAAAACCUGAUACUUGUCUCGCUCUCUGUCCCUUAUUGUUACCUCUUUUCAGUAACUUUUGUUUCUUUAUGUUGUUCUUCAUGUCUGUCUUUUCCUUCUUUCUGUUUUCUAAGUGCUGUUGCUGUCUGUCUUUUCAUUCACCUUCAUCCCCUUGAGCCUGCUUGAAACCUGGUCAGGGUUUCAGAGCUGCAGUUGGCGCUGGAGAAUAUUGAGGGCUGCUCGCAAACAAUAACACCAGCCUAUUACUCUCUACUCAUCUGCAGAGUGAAAUUGUUUAAAAUUAAGAUCCUGCUCCUACUCAACUUCUCCAUUUGGGGUUUUCCCCAAACCUUCCCAGAAACAGAUGGUGCUUCCUGGAGCUGUGCUUGCAGAGCACCACACUUUCUGAAGCACUGCCUCCUCCUGAUGAAACCAACCAGAUCCAUCAUUUCUCCAGAGCCACCAGGUCCGAAGAAAGCCCAUGUAUGAGCUGUUUGGCUGUUCUGAUGUCGGUCUGUGCAGAGGUUGUGUGUAGUCAACAGCUUGACCAGGAUGCACCCUGAGGACAUGAGUUCAUGGCAAGGAUGAAAGAGUAUCUUCUGGUUUAGAAAGCUUGGCUAUGGAAGUGAUCUUAGGCUGCAUCUAGAAGUACAACUUGGAUCAAUUUAAUUGAUCCUGUAAGAAGCAUCAUGCCUUUGAAUUGAUACCUUUUCCUUUGCCACUGACUUCAGCAAUGACUUGUCUGUUCCAGAGCUUCAGAGAAGGUUCAGGAAAACAUGCAGUAGGUUGAGAUGCCUCCUGGGAGGGGAGAUGGAAAUUGAAAUAGGUUAGAGAUGCUCUGGGAGCAAGCUCAGUUAAAGGGAAAAAGCUGAAGAGGGUAUGUGUUUCAUUUACUACAAGACAGAAUAGAAGCUUUCUUUGAGAAACUAGUAUUUUAAAUAACAGGAAACUUAAAAAUUAACACUUUUCUAGAAAAUAAGAUACCUUACUUUAGGGGAGGGAAAAAGAACCAGAGACUAGAAAGCCAGGGGAGGAGGCAGAGGAGAGUAAGGAAACAGUGGGGCUAGAGAUGGAACCCAUGGCACUGCUGGGAGGGCAGCACGUUUUGGUCUGGGGAAGGAGGUUGGCACAGAAUCAGGGGAGAUGAAGGCUGUCAGGAAGCCUGUGUGUGCAAUUAAGUUUGGGCUACAAAAUCAUUAGUGUUUAUGGCCAUUUAGAUUAUUACAAACCUGAAUGUAAGCAUUUAUUUUCUUAAAAUGGAUUUUAUCUCAGUUGAGGAGUUUGGUUUAAGUACAAAAUGCCUGCACAGCUUGUAGUGUGAGUUGAUGCAGUUGCUCUGUGACUGGACUGGUGCUGUUUCCCCCAUGAGCCAUCCCUUUGUUUCCUGCAACGAGUGGGUCCGCCUGGGUUCUCCAGGGCUACCGUGGAGGGAUUCAGAGGCGUGGACCUGGGUUUGUCCUUGCAUCCAUAUGUGUCUCCUGCUGCCCAUGAUUUUCUUUUUCUUUGGUCACAUCAACCACCACUUUUGUGAAAGAUGAAAACUCCUCUGUAUCUUGGACAAAAACUGUGAGAAAAGUUCUUGGUAACCUUGUGUUGCUCCAUCUGCAGACCCUACAUCAGUGCAGUAAAGGAAAAAUACUUUUCAAUGGCUUGCCUUUUGUCCUAACGCUUUUAAAACAUUUUUAGACAUGAUCUGUUCAAAGCUAAGCUGGGGGAUUUCCACUCCCUUGCUGUUUUAAAAUGCUCGUACUGUUAUUUUAACCACAAAGCUUACGCUGGUGCACUCUCUCUCUUGCAUGCUCUCUCAUUUUCUCUCCAUUGAGGACCAGCUACAGUUUUCAGUUCAGAGAGUACAGGCGCAGGCACUGGAAGCCAGAAGUGGAAGAAGAGCUUCUGCAAUCCACCCUGCGUCACCAGUGGGUGUUGGGAUUACGCGCCUCCUGCGAUGGUUUGGAUUGCGCUGAGCGCUGGCCAGUGGCAGGAUUAAUAUAGCCAAGAACUCACACAUAAUUCAGUAAAACUCUGAAAAAAUAGGAUUGGAGUUUACUGUAUAAAUGAGUGAUCAAUGGGAAAAAGAAAGAUGUAAAGUUAAGAGGCUUUGACUCCUGUAACACCUAAACUGAAGUUGGUGCCACAUUUCCCUCCAAAAUCUGUCACACCCUGCUGCAGAUGACAACCCUCCCGCGAACGGCAGCCUCCUGAAAGCGGUAGCUGGAGCAGCGUGGUUGCUGGUGCAUAUUUGAAGGGAUUCUCCCUGUGUCUGAUUUCUGGUGCAGCUCCCAUGGCCUGUGACGAACCUGCUGCUCUCUCAGGCAUCUUCACACGCCAGAACUCUGCCAGCGCUGUCUCUCUGGACUUUGAGCCUGACGCUGACUACAAGUUUGUCGAAACCUUAGAAGACCGGUACAAGUGCGCCUACUGCCACCUCGUCCUUCGCAAUCCCCACCAGACGGGAUGUGGGCAUCGGUUUUGCCAGCAGUGCAUUCUUUCUUUGAGAGAGUUGAAUGCAGUACCCACCUGUCCUGUCGACAAAGAAACAAUAAAAAUGCACGAGGUAUUCAAAGAUAACUGCUGUAAAAGAGAAGUUCUCAACUUGCAUGUGUUCUGCAAAAACAUUCCCAACUGCAGUUCAAAAAUAAUUCUGGGACGAUAUCAGGAGCAUCUUCAGCAGUGUUUGUUUGAAAGCGUGCAAUGCACUAAUGAUGGAUGUUGUGAUCAAAUUCUUCGGAAAGAUUUGAAAGAGCAUUUGAGCCAGCACUGUAAAUUUCGAGAAGAAAUGUGUCAGUAUUGUAGUAAAUAUGUGGUGUUAGUUAACAUAAAGAAUCAUGAGAAAAAUGACUGUCCUGAUUAUCCUGUGCCUUGUCUCCAAAACUGUUCACAAAUAAUUCUGAAAAAGGAGAUUGAAAAGCACCACGCGGUGUGUCCUGAGGCGGAAGUGGACUGCCCAUAUAAGCAGUACGGCUGUCUUGUAAAGGUUAAAAGAGGGAAACUUGCCGAACAUGAGAAUGGUGCCCUGAGGGAACACAUGCUGCAGAUUUUAGACAAGAACUCCCGAUUGGAAGAACAGAUAUCUGACCUGUAUAAGAGCCUGGAAUGUAAAGAGAUUAAAAUUCAGCAGCUAGCAGAGGCCAUUAAAAAGUGUGAGAAAGAAUUCAGACAGUUUACACAGUUGUUUGGUAAAAAUAACAACUUGAUGGUAAGCACACAGGCUCUGGCCAGUCACCUGGAUAAGUCUGCACGCCUGGAGUCACAAGUGAAACAGCUAAUACAGAUGGCAAACCAGCAACAAAACAAAUUAGACUUGCGACCCCUGUUUGACACAAUUGAAAAUGUGAAACAGAAGAUUGCCCUGAUGGAGACCUACGAUCAGCGCUUGGUUGUUUUGGAAGGUCAGUCCAGCAAACACGAUCUCCAGAUCAAUAUUCACAAAGCACAGCUCAAUAAAAAUGAAGAACGAUUUAAGCUUUUGGAAGGCACAUGCUACAAUGGGAAAUUAAUCUGGAAAAUCACGGACUACAAGAUGAAGAAAAAAGAAGCGGUGGAAGGCCGUGUCCUCUCCAUAUUCAGCCAACCCUUUUACACCAGCCGCUGCGGGUACAGGUUAUGCGCGAGGGCCUACCUGAACGGGGAUGGCUCAGGAAAGGGAACACACGUCUCUCUCUACUUCGUAGUGAUGAGAGGGGAGUUUGACUCGCUGCUACUGUGGCCUUUCAAGCAAAAAGUUACACUUAUGCUUUUGGACCAAAGUGGGAAAAAAAAUCACAUUGUGGAAGUCUUUCGAGCUGAUCCCAAUAGCAGCAGUUUCAAAAGGCCAGAUGGAGAGAUGAAUAUUGCCUCUGGAUGUCCACGCUUUGUGCCGCACACAGUUCUGGAGAACACAAAGAACACCUACAUCAGAGAUGACACUCUGUUUUUGAAAGUGGUUGUGGAUUUAACCGAUCUGGAGGAAUUGUGACAAGCGCGCCUGAUCGAUUGACUGCUUUAAUCAUUAAGAAAUGCUUUCCUAGUGACUGCCAGCCAUGCAAUAGUGAAUUGCCACUAGUCAAGCUAAUGAUAAUGUCUCGAGGCUUUUGGACUGCAUAACAGAUAAUGAAUUGCCAAAGCAUCAGCCUUUCCUUUUUUAACUUUUUUUCAAGACUGCAUUUUUAAGGCAGCUAGAAGUCCAGUUUGAUGCGAACACGCAUCCGAUCCAGGCUUGGCUCAGUCCAGGCUGGGGGGAAUGCUUAGCUCCCAUCACCAGACUGGCAUUUGGAGAUGAAACUCCUCCAGAAAGCCCCCUUGGAGCCCAAGCGGGCCUGUGGGCUCCCGUCCCUCACACAGAACUGAAGCCAUACGCAAGUGUGCAAGUGCAUUUCACCUGUCUGAAAUUGAAACAUUUCAACAUUAGCACAUUUGAGUCAAUGUAUCUUGAUCCCUCCAUCUCCUGGAUUUUUGAAGCAGGGAGAAUGGCUUCAGUCAGGCAGGGCAAACAUUUGCCUGGGAUCUUGCAUGUUUUGUUUUGUUUUAAUUGUUUUUUCCAGAAAGCCCAGAGGAAGAUGCCAAUGCCUCUUACUUUUCUAACCUGGUAUUUCAGCUGUACAGAGUACCCCCAGGUCACAAUAGCUUUGUUACGGCCUUUCUGGUCCUGCCUAGUGCCUUGGGACUGAUUUCUAUUGGUGGUAAACAUCCACAGUCCCCAUCUGCAGUCAAAAGAAGCUGCAGGUCCUUCUAACCUCUCAGGACAUAGCCAGAAGCAGGGUACUCAGCCAGCCUGCCAGCUCUUGGCUGUGCUGCUAGAAGAAGGGGGGCAAAACUCCUGUAAUUUUGCUCCCACAUCUGCACAAAAGACAUGUUUUCUGGCCUACCAGCUCUACAGAAGGCAGGAAGAGCUUUGGAUAUCUGCUUGAGAAGCCCAUGUAAGAAGCACCGUUCCCCUCUGCUAGAAAUGGGGAUGUUUGGGAAAGAAGGAGGAAAAUGGACUAGGGAGUGAGGUUGCCGUAAGAACCCAGUUCUCACAGGUAAUGAAGCUCUAGCAUUUGUUAAAAGGUGAGACAGCUGCUGAGGAACAACCACUAACUUUGAAAUAUGUCUGAAAAAUCUUAAUUUUUACUCCAAGUUCCCUCCAAGGGAACGUGUGCUUUGUAUGGGGUUUAUUGGAGACACACUAAACCCACCAAGAUCAGGCACUGAGGAACAAGUGACAAAGAGUACACGUGCCUUUUUAAAGCCUUUUGGGUGCCUGUAAGAGAGAUGUAAUUUUGCACACUCAGUCAUUUUGUUAUUACAAGUGACAGAACUUCGCAUGUCUCUCAUCUCUCACUGAUGAGGUAGUGAAACAACUGCAAUGUUAUCCACUGCUCCUGCAGUCCACUGGCAGAGCAAACCCAGAGCUUGUCAGGAGACAGCAAGAAACCAGGCUGGGUUUAGACUAAGAAUAAGCUAGGCAGGAUAAAAAUCAAAAUAGGGCACAGACUGCAAGGCAUAAAAUAGAAGAUUCAAGAGGACAGAUGUGGCAAAAUCAAAAAUGCCCAUUCUGUGCAGGAUGUUGAUAUCAACUGAAAUAAUAUGACUUGGGGAUUGAUACUAAGAUAAAAGCUAAAUACCGUACUUUGUAUCUGCAGUCUCAUUGCUAGGCAUUUACUUUCUCACAGGGUUUAUAGGACAUAAUUCAGACAGAAAUAUUUUCAAAUUUAGGGAUGGGAGGGAAGAGACCUUAGUUAUCUGUACCUUAUGGCGAGUUAGCACACCUGAAAUCUUUGUUUUGAUCUAGAUGUCCUUUUUGUUGUACAAUGUCAGGACAUACUGGGCCACUGUAGGGGCUUUCUGUUCCCAGGGACAGGUGGUGAGGGCCAGAUUUCAUGCUUUUGUAUGGCCAUGACUGACUUUGAGUCAUUUUGGCUGUACAACAGAAAGAAUUAGGCCUCCUGUCCCUAACACUUUGCUACAGAAAGAGCAAGCUUGGUUUGAAAAUGGUGUGGCAUUCUAGGACAUCAAUCCCGAGCCUUGGACAUGGACUUCAUGUCAAUUAUUACUUUAAUAUUUGUCAUGCAACUUGCAUAAUAACCACUGAAAACUGACGGAAACAUACCACCCAUGUUUCCUGGGACUCUGCAGUAUGUUGAGUGUAAAAUACAGAAAGUGAUAAAGAACUUGGAGGAUCGAGGGAGGCAAGAGGGAAAGGAUGUGGUCUGUAUCCUGGCAAAUUCCCAGCUCUUUCCGCCUCCACCACCUCAAGUGUAAAAUGGGGAUAAUAAUACUUGCAGAAGCGUUAGGACUAUUUAAAUUUGUGUGAAGAAUUUUGAGCAUGAAAAGAGCUAAGUAUUAUUAAAACUCCAUUUCUGAUUGUUAGAGUAGGUGAUGGCAGAGUGAUGUGAAUAAGUGUUUAGUGUGUUCCUGGACAGAUUUGGAAAGCAUGUUCACUUUCAGCCAGUCCGUACUGCAAUCUCUUCGCUACCUACCAGUUGGGUUUAGGUUUUUGCCACGAAUAUUCCUUUUAAAAUUUUGAAGCACAAAUGAUUCAUCCUGGGUGAUGGAAACAUCUCUUUUGAAAUACUGCCUGUUUUAUAAAGAAUUAGUUGCGUACAUUAAUUUUUUAAAAGACAACCUUUAAAUUGGUUCUUUUUAUUACAGCAAUUGAGAGAUUUAUGUUAAAAUUUUCAGCAAUUUUUACUACUUGUAAACAGGAUUUUAAAUUUCAUCCCAUUCCUACUAAAGAAAACAAGGUCAUAUAGCAUGAAUUGUCAGGAACAAUUUUGAUGUUGCAUGAAAAACACCAAAAAACUUUUCAAUAAUAUUGUACUGAGUAAGUAACCAAAAGAGCAUAGGGUAUUUCUACAUCAGCAUACAGUAUGUUUUUAAUGUAUUUAUUGAUAGUUUGUAGAUGUUUGAGUAUCUCUUACUACAAUACAGGCAUUUUUCUAGCCAAAUGUCAUCACUGUAUAUGUAAACUAAUGUAACAAUAAAUAAUGUUACCACCCUUCUGGA
Molecule: messenger RNA, 8731 nt
Organism: Athene cunicularia (burrowing owl)
Lineage: Eukaryota; Metazoa; Chordata; Aves; Strigiformes; Strigidae
Gene: TRAF5
Product: TNF receptor associated factor 5
Exons: 13
Coding region: 4050-5723 (557 amino acids)
Biological process (GO): tumor necrosis factor-mediated signaling pathway; regulation of apoptotic process; protein K63-linked ubiquitination
Cellular component (GO): plasma membrane signaling receptor complex
Molecular function (GO): thioesterase binding; tumor necrosis factor receptor binding; zinc ion binding
Source: RefSeq, a predicted model, not a curated record